CGAGCUCCCACUCCCCAUGGCCUCCGCUGCCAACGACGCCGCCGCCGCCGAGCCUCCGGUGCGCCUGUCACUCCCUCUUGAGUUCCAGCAAGAGAUCUUCCACUCCCUGCGCGAUGAGGACCAGCUUCUCAUCCUGGCGCGAGGUCUCGGCCUGCUCCGCCUUGUCACCAAUCUCCUGCACUCCUACGAUGCGGCAGGGCACAACCUCGUCAUCCUCGUAGGCGCAGAAGAUCGCGAGAAUGACUGGAUCGGCGAGUCGUUGGCUGAGCACGCCGCCGUGUCCGGCAGUCCGCAGUGCAGAGGCAUGCAGCUGGUCAACACCGAUAUGACCAAUGUCACGCAACGCGAGAGAAUGUACAAGCGCGGCGGCAUUUGCUCCAUUACCUCUCGCAUUCUGAUCGUCGAUUUCUUGUCGGGCUUGCUGGACCCGGCUACUGUCACCGGGCUGGUAGUAUUGCAUGCCGAACGGGUGGUAGCAACAAGCCUGGAAGCAUUCAUCGUGCGCAUCUUUCGCCAGAAAAACAAGAAGGGCUUUCUGAAGGCUUUUUCUGAUCAGCCCGAGCCCUUCACUACCGGCUUUCAACCUCUGACCAACGUUCUCAGGAACCUCUUUCUGCGAAAGCCCGUUCUAUACCCUCGUUUCCAUGUCACAGUCGCAAAGAGCUUGGAGGGUAAGAGGAAGGCAGAAGUCAUUGAGCUGGAGGUGCCCAUGACCGAAGCGAUGCGCGAUAUACAGAAUGCUGUCUUGGAAUGCGUAGAAGUCAGUAUUUCGGAGCUGAAAAAGAUGAACUCCGGCGUCAUCGAGCUCGACUUCACCAUGGACAGCGCGUUGCACAGAUCGUUCGACUCGAUCGUCAGACGACAGCUCGAUCCAGUGUGGCACAGAGUGUCGUUUAGAACAAAGAUGAUAGUUCGCGAUCUGACCAUGCUGAGGAACAUACUCCAUUCACUACUUGUGCUGAACGCAGUAGACUUCAAUAAGUACAUCGAUGUCGUUCUCGCAGCCAGCCAGCCUCCGCCAGGCAGCUCGAGAAAAGAAGUUUCCCCCUGGCUCUUCCUUGAUGCUGCUUCCGUGUUGCUUGACAACGCGAAGCGGAGAGUGUAUACCGGAAAGAUUACCGAUGGCCCGCUCGCCAAUGCUGAAAGGGAAGGCCUCAACCCCGUACUCGAAGAGCUCCCGAAAUGGGCUCUUCUGGCAGAGAUACUGGAGGAAAUCGAGCGAGAUGUCUACUUCAACCCGCAACCCCAGGACGAGUCGAGUGGCAGUAUUCUGAUCAUGUGCGCAGAUCACAACACCUGCAGACAGUUACGAGAAUAUUUGCAGACAAUGCACAACGAGGUGGACGAGAGCGGCGCAGGUCAGGGUAGCGAUGAUGACAUUACGAAAGAGCGACAACCGAGCGGCAGUUAUAUGAUGCGAAGGAAAUUGCGCAAUUACUUGAUCUGGAAGCGUGAUUUCGCUCGUGUGAGCAAUACCCUCUUCGCUGCUAACGAGAAAGAGAUCAACGGCACAGCACGGCACGCUUCGGGUCAGCUCAAGGGCGGUAAGGCGCCACCCAACAAGAGGAGAAGAAUUCGAGGAGGUGGCAACGCGGGAGCGGCUCCUGGGCGGAAUGCCAAUGGUGCUCUAUCAGUUGCUGGCGACAAGGAGUCUCAUGUCCAAGCACUCAUGAAUGAGCUUGCAGUGAACGACCUCGCAGAUGAUGCAGCGGCAGCGAAAGUCGAUAUUGGCGCCGAUCCUCUGGAUGACAUGGACGACUAUUACGAACUUUACGACAUGAAAGACCUUGUACUGGUACAUCCUUAUGAUGGCGACAUGGAUGACCACCUUUUGGAAGAGAUCAAACCGCGAUACGUGAUUAUGUAUGAGCCUGAUGCGGCAUUUAUCAGACGAAUCGAGGUCUACCGAAGCAGCCACAGCAACCGGCAGGUCCGAGUCUACUUCAUGUAUUAUGGCGGAAGUGUGGAAGAGCAACGAUACCUCAGCACAGUACGGAGGGAGAAGGACAGCUUCACCAAGCUGAUUCGCGAGCGCGGAAACAUGGCUAUGACAUUCACGCAUGACACCGACAACCAGGAUCCGCAAGAGGCAUUUCUGCGCACCGUCAACACGCGUAUUGCUGGUGGCGGUCGACUCAUGGCAACAGCUGAACCUCCUCGCGUGGUGGUGGACGUACGAGAGUUUCGCAGCAGUUUACCCUCGUUGCUACAUGGACGCAACAUGGUCAUAGUCCCUUGCAUGUUGACAGUUGGCGACUAUGUCUUAACGCCAGAUGUUUGCGUCGAGCGAAAGUCUGUCAGUGAUCUGAUCUCGUCUUUCAACAAUGGUCGCCUCUACAACCAGGCAGAAACGAUGCUGCAACACUACAAAGCGCCCAUGCUACUCAUCGAAUUCGAUCAACAGAAAGCAUUCACACUGGAACCCUUUGCCGACUUGUCCUCUUCCCUCGGCACACAUAGCAUAGUCGGGAAUGAUCUUCAAUCGAAACUAGUCCUUCUGACUCUCGCCUUCCCACGGCUGAAGAUCAUCUGGUCUUCAUCGCCUUACCAAACUGCUGAAAUUUUUGAAGAGUUGAAGAACAAGCAGGAGGAGCCAGACCCGAUCAAGGCUGUGCAAAUAGGUCUAGAGCAGGGAGAAGAUCCCGAAACAAGGACCUUCAAUCAGACACCUCAGGACAUGCUGCGAUGUGUGCCAGGAGUCACGAACAAAGCGCUGAAUAAGCUGAUUUUGGAAUACCGAAACGUGCAGGAAGUGGCGAAUGCUGAUGAGGCAGAGCUAGCAAUAAUGAUUGGCAAGGAGAACGCGAGGCAGAUAAGAGCUUUCUUCGACCGGAGUGUCUGGGACGACGGGGUCGGGGAGGAGUGAGCUUUGCGAAAUCACUUCAGCUCACACCGCUUGAAAAGCUCGCUCGUGCAUCUGUCCCUUGUAGUGCCACUUUCGCUCAGGUUUUCUCUCAAUUCUAUUGAGUGAGAUCCAGAUAUCGAUCUGCGACCAUACACACACGCGCCCAAGGUUGUUGAAGCUUCGACGCUCAGUCGUGCCUGAUCACCUUUCGA
This is a messenger RNA of Cercospora beticola, 3057 nucleotides long. RefSeq names its product ssDNA endodeoxyribonuclease RAD1 (gene RAD1). Gene Ontology annotation, molecular function: single-stranded DNA binding; single-stranded DNA endonuclease activity; damaged DNA binding. Gene Ontology annotation, biological process: double-strand break repair via homologous recombination; nucleotide-excision repair involved in interstrand cross-link repair; resolution of meiotic recombination intermediates. The record is from RefSeq and is a predicted model, not a curated record. NCBI's taxonomy places the organism in Eukaryota, Fungi, Ascomycota, Dothideomycetes, Mycosphaerellales, Mycosphaerellaceae. Gene Ontology annotation, cellular component: nucleotide-excision repair factor 1 complex.